Acanthopagrus latus (yellowfin seabream) is the source of this 9891-nucleotide messenger RNA. It is a transcript of the gene prr12b, whose product is annotated as proline rich 12b. The transcript has 16 exons. Lineage: Eukaryota; Metazoa; Chordata; Actinopteri; Spariformes; Sparidae. The record is from RefSeq and is a predicted model, not a curated record. The coding region runs from base 556 to 8907 and encodes 2783 amino acids.
ACACCACAAUACUACAUGACAGCACUACACCACACUCAUACACCACACUGCGCUGCUGUGCAUGACACCGUGUGUGUUUGUGCAUGUGCGCGCGCGCGUGCGCGAGGGAGGCAAGGAUAGGAUGAACACGAGCCCAGUCAUUCCUCCUAAAAAUGGCGUCUUGUGAACGAAAUGAGCAAAAAAUAGCCUGAGUGUGUAGUGAGUGAGCAGCAGCAGCAGCAGCAGUAGUAGGGGGCUGGAUCAAUAUGAAUUAUGAUGAGCUUAUUAAAGCUGCCCGAGAACGAUGAGCAUCUGUUACGCGGCUCCACAGCGUGUCACGGGAGACAAUAGACAGUGAAGUACAGGGGGGAGAGGAGACGAGGGAGGAGGUUCUCCUGGCUGCUGUGACCCCCCUCCUUCCCCUCCCUCCCUCUCCUUCCACAGUCUACAGGCUCGUCAGGCGGAGAAAUAAACAGAAGCCAGCGCGGAGAAGACGUUACUCCCUCCUCCCCUUCUCCUCCUCCUCCCCUCCUCCCCCCUCGCUAUCUGCCCAUCUUCACCCAGCCCUUUUAUUUCAUGGAGAGGAAUUAUCCCGCUGCAGGCUUCGGGGAUCUCGGGGCUGGGACGGGAUGGAAUUACGACAGAUCGGCCAAAGCAAGCGUUAUGUAUGGGAGCUCCAGGUCAUCCCACCCAGACUCAGAACUGCUCCACCGGCAAGCCUAUGGCACCCCACACCCCCUCCAGGGCUAUGCAACCAACCAUCACACAGGAGGUUCCAGACAGGGUGGCGCCUGGGGUGGCACCGGACACACGCUUGGCCUGUCAGGGCUCUUUGAUGCCAGCCUCCACCAUGCCAGCCCCUCGGGUCCUGACCCCUCCGUCAUGAAUCUGAUUUCAGCUCUUGAGUCCAGAGGUCCACAGCCCCCGCCCUCUGCUUCAUCUCUUCUCUCUCAAUUUCGCACUGCCUCUUGGCAAACUGCAAUGCAUACCCCGGCCCCAGCUGAGCUUUUUAUUUCAGGGGCCCUUCCGAGUUCCAGCUCUUUCCCCUCCUCCUCGGCCCUUUCUGCAUACCAGCAUCCUGGCUCCUUCUCUGGACGAUCUUUCACUCCCUCAUUAUCCCUUCAAGACACAUCUACAUUUAGUCCAACUUCCAAUGGUUUACUAUCACCCCAUGAUCCUCUUCUGCAUAUCAAAACACCCUCCCAGUCUAGCUUGGGCUUUGACCGCUUGCUGUCUUCCCAGAGUGCUUCUCAGACCCAAGCCGCCUCCUCCUCCUCCUCCUCCUCCUCUUCCAGUUGCCACCUACCACCUCCCCAGUUCAAUCUGUUGUCCUCCCAGCUCCACAACCAGUCCUCCCAACUCUAUAACGCCUCCAUGUUCUCUUCUGCAUCAGCACUGCCGCCUACGGCAGCCCCUCUGCCCCCUCCACCUCCUCUGCCCCAGCCUCCUCCAGAGUUGGCAGUUUCCCGGCAGGACAGUGUGAUUAAGCAUUACCAGCGCUCAUCCCCAGCUCAGUCCACACCACUCCCCCUACAGCAAUAUGUAAGCUGCGGUGGAUCACCAUGCUACCAGCAGAUAGCCAGCCACCAUCGGCAUUCUGGGGUGCCCUGCAGUCCAAUGGAGGAGCAGAGCCCAAUCUCUGACUCUAAGCCCUCACCACGGAUGGAUUCGAAGACAUAUCAACCUAUCAUCCAAACUCCGUACACAUCCUCACCCUCCAGCUCCUCCACUUCCUCCUCAUCUGGCCCCAAGGGAGCCAAGAGUUCUGGCUCCAGCAGUGGCUACUCUUCUUCGGGCUCAGCAUCAUCCUCUUCCCGUACCCCACACACUCCACCAUCAGCCUCCUCUACCUCCUCUUCAUCCUCCAAGACAAGCACUGGCUCCUUGUCUGCUCCAUCUCAUCAACAGCCCCCACCUCAGUCAGCAACAGCGACAUCUCCCCUGCCAGUGGUGUCAUCCACCCUUGUUCAACAGCCAACACCCAAACAUUGCCUCUCUACCUACAGCUCUCCAUCUGUGGCCAAAUCUAGCACAGGCAUACCAGACCAGACCCCUCCCCAGCAACAUGCCCAGUCCCACUCUCCCAGCCAGCCUCCACCUAUACACAUGUCCCAGUCUUAUGGAAGCUUUAACUCACCUCAUUCCCAAGACCUGAGCUCUGGAGCAAGGGGUGCUGGAGGGGAAGCUUUCCCUGAUACAGGCUCUGGGGGACGCUCAUUUUCUGCAGAGAUAGUCUUUGGUGAAUCAAGCUUUAGCUCAGCUUCUCUUAGAAGAGAAGGCAGCCCUUCCUUGGGGUAUGGGGGUGCUGGAGGAUCAACAGGAUGUGGACCCAUUCCAGGAGCUGCUGUACUUGGCAGCGGAGUUGCAUCUGCAGGAUCAGGGAGCAGGGCUGCUGCUGUUGGUAAUGCAAGCAACAACUCUUACCACCUGCCUGAGCCUUGUCCAUCACCCUCCAUCAAUUCUACAAUCAGCUGCCCUGGAUUGCACUCUCCUGCUUCUGCCCGCCAUGCACAGUCCCCCGGAGGCUCAGGGGCAACAAAAUACAUGUCCUCCAUCCUCUCUCCUUCUUUCAUGUCCUCACCACAAGUUUUCAAUGGUACACCGCAAGCACAGAGCCAGCCCUACCACUCAACACCACCCCAGCCAAAAACAAAAGUUGAACAAUCCCAAGGUGAGGAAGAGGAUGAUGACGAUUUCCUCAUCCACCACUUAUUACAAACCCAGAGCUCCUCUCCCCAUGCAUCCCAGCAUCACCCACCUUCUCAGCAACUAACCCAAUCACUCGCACAGGCUAGGGAUGGGGAAAGCAAGGGGAUGACUUAUGAAAUGAGCAAGAUCUCAGAAGAGCGCUACCACCUUCAAAGUGUCAUUCGGGCCAGUAGCACCACCAGCAGUUCUGGCCCUGGAACGGCAAUUGGUGAUGCAGCAAUUGGCUUAAACAGUCCGUUGGAAAUUUCACAGAAGAAACAGCAGCAGACGGAGUCAAAGUUGAACAUAUCAAAGUCCACAGCUGGAGGGGUAGGAGGGGUGAGUGACUCAUUCUCCCUCUCCCAUCAACAACAGCACGAGUCCCUAGACUCUGUGGUCCAUUAUGGAAGUGGGGACCGCUACACGCAGCACCCACAUUCUCAACAUUCCCAUCAUACCUCGCAUGUUUCCUCACACUGUCAGCAGCACUCUCAGCACUCCCAAAUCUCACAGCACUGUCGGCACACUCAACACUCUCAGCAUGGUCAUCCCCAUCCACACUCACACAGCCACUCUCAUAUGGAGCUGAAGAAACCGCCAGAUGUAAAUGACAAUGCCUACUUGUGUAACACACCAGAUGUGCAGCAUGCUCAACAAAACCAUAUCUCCCUCUCUCUGAUGGAUUCGCCCUCAGGCCCUCCCCAGCAAACACAAAUGCCGGAGUCUGUCCUCUGCGCCAACCGCACAAAGAUUGACCCCCAUCAACCCCCUUCACAGCAACAGCAGCAUCCUUUGAGACAGCAGAGUAGCGAGUCCUCACAGUUGCAACUCCAGCUCCAAACUCAGGGUAUGGAUAUCCAAUACAGCCUUGGAGGUCAGCAAAGAGAUGGAACCCGAGCAGGUCAGAACUCAGUAUCUCCGCUUGAGAUGCUGGAACAAUCUCUUUCCCGAACGAACAGCAGAGACAGUAGAAGAUCUCUGGACAGAACUGGAGUUGGGGUGCAAGUUACAGGAGGGGAGGGAGUUGGUGGAGACAGACAUGAGCAGCAGCACAGACUCACUCCUCACCACCAUCACCAACAAACAGCUUCAGAUAUCCAUGACUUCCUCUCUGAACCAGAUUUGGGCUUGUCCACCCCUGCACACCUGCACCACCUCAGCCAGCGUCAGGCCCACCACCAACCACAAGCACGCGCUCACCAUCAGCUGUCACACUCUCAGUUAGCUCAUCCACUCUCCCACCGGAUGGCAGCAAACAUGGCAACACCCCAACAACAGCACCAACAAAGAGAGCCUGUAACCCAACUAUCACACUCCCAGUUAGACCAGCUCAAACAACACCAGUUUGACCCAGUGGAUAAGGAAGUUAACAAUCAUGCUCAGCAUCCCCAGCGUUUUGCACCUCUAACAUCCAUCUGCUUUCCAGACUCUCUCCUGCAAGAUGAAGAUCGUCCUUUCUUUCCUGAGAUGGAUGACAUUUUUUGUUCAGCUGGUUACAAGUCUAGCUGUGCUGGGGAUUCUGGGGCUGGACAGACUGAUCAAGAAAGCCUUACCCAGCAUCAUGGGCAGGGGCAAGAGGGUAUGAAAACCUUAAAAACAGGCGUAGCUCGAGAGGGCUAUGAUAUAGUUGGUCAUCACAAUGAUCAAGGCUAUGGACAGUACUGCAACAGCCUUCCUGAAACAGGAAAUGGUAAUCUGCACUCAGACCUUGACUCUCUGAAGACCCACAAGAUUCCCUCCACUGUGAAUACUGACCAGCUCGGCCUCAUCCAAUCCCAAACUAUGGCGAUAGGAUUGAGUUCAACGGUUCUAGGGGAUGGCUCAGUCAACAAGAUAAUUGGAGCUAUGGGAGUCGGUGAAAGUUCCAGCACUCCUGGUCUGACCUCACCUAUCUUCUGUUCCUCUCGACCCAAGAAACUGCUGAAGACAAGCUCAUUUCACCUGCUCAAACAGCGGCGUGAGCCACAACCUCACACUAAGAAAAGCUAUGCACAGGAGUAUGAAUUUGAGGACGAUGAGGAUAAAGCUGACGUGCCGGCUGAUAUUCGCCUCAACAGUCGUCGACUUCCUGAUCUGCUCCCUGACUUGGUUUCUAGUUGUAGAAAGGCUGGUGGGGCAUCAGGAGUAAGUGGGCUCAGUCCACUAAUUGGUGACAUGGACUUCUGCCACUCCUCCAACUACCCUCCUCUUGGACACUCUUCACAACCCCCCUCCAUUAGUGGUCCCAAGAAAAGAGGCAGGAAACCAACUAAACCAAAACGUGAAGGCCCCCCUCGCCCACGAGGCAGACCACGCAUACGUCCUCUUCCAGAGCCUCCUUACUGUAGGGGGCUUUUGGGAUCAGUGGCUGGAGAAAGUAGGCGGGGUCGUGGACGGGGCCGUGGGCGAGGCAGGAGGGAGCAAGGGCUUGUGGAAAUGCAUCAAGACAUGAACAAAGCACAAGGCCUCCCAUACCAUUUUCAACAGCUGCAUCAACAACAACAGUGCAGCCAACAGCAGCCGUACCAACAGCAUCCACACCAACAUAACAGACAGCAGGCAGAUCACCACCAAGCACCACAACAACAACAGCAUCACCUGCAUCAACAUCAGCCGCAUGUGUCCUGUCCCCACCCCCUACCGCAUCAUCAAGAGCAGCAACAUCAGCACCACCAACUACAACAGCAACAGCUAUGCCAGCAGCCACAGCAAGAUUCAAUCAGACCUAUGAAGAUCAAACUGCCCAUUCCCGACACGCUACCAUCAGAGUCCCUGUUGAGGACAGAUUCACUAUCCAGCACCGAGCCAGCUCUCUCUGAUGGAUCAGUUGGGUCGGCACCAUCUUUGGGCCCGAGUCCUGGACCCAGCACCGUUGUGGACAUCAGCAGAAAUGAUCUGAGCCAAACUCACAUCAAGCUGCUAAAGCAUCAGGAGAAAGCUGGAGAGAUGAUAUGGAGGAAAGACUUUGAUGAUCCACUGAAUCCCGAAGCCUGGGCUUCUAUGCAGAAACUCUUCGGUUCAGCUGAUGAGAAGGCUUUCGACUUAAAACCUGGCUUCAUAACCUCAUUUUUGGACUUCCUGAAGACGGGCAAAAAGCAGACAGGCUUCGAGCAUGGACCUGACGGAGGCGAACAAGAGGCACUAAACCCCUGUUUCUCUCUCAAGGGGGAGAUCACGCCCUUAACUUCGCCUCCCCCUCCCCUGCCGCAGACUCCUCCACUGCCGCCUACAGGAACAUUCAGUGAGGGAGGGCAGGGUGAGGGGGUGGACUUGGCACUCAGCAGCUGUCCGAGUCCCUGUAAGCCUCUGGAUGAGGAGCUUAAAGGGAACCUGGAAACGCUGCCCUCCUUCUCCUCUGACGAGGAGGACUCGGUCAGUAAGAACCAGGACCUGCAGAAGAGCAUCUCAUCUGCCAUCUCUGCCCUCUAUGACACCCCGCACACGUUGGUUGCCGCCAUGGCUUCUGCCAUGGUGAAAGCCCCGCCCACCUUGUCCACCCCUCCUCCACCACCUCUUACCCCCCCACUUCCUGCCAUUCCUCCCCUCAUCCCCAGUACAGAGAGUGGAAAAGAGGAGGCACUCACGUACGAUGAGCAACAGGUACAGGACAAGAUGGACCAACAGUUAGUCUCCCCACAGUCAAUUAGAGAAGAAGCAGUGGAGAGGGAGGUUGAACAAGGAGGAGUGGAAGCAGAGGAUGGAGAAGGAACGACUGUAGAUGAUGAAGAUUUAACAAGACAUUCACACAGUCUACAAAGACCCCCGGAUGAACAGGAGGAAGAGGAAGAGGAGGAAAAAGAGGAAAGGAUGUCUGAAAUGCAGAAUUUGGAGAUCUCCGAGGUUUCAGAUUCUCCAUCGGGAUCUGUGCUCGCUCCUGAACAUCUAUCCCCCUCGCCGUCCAUCUCCCCCUCACCACCCUCCUACUCUGCACCCUCCCCCCUCCCUCCCCUGUGUCUCCCUGUACCCUCUCCAAUGGCGGUCCGGCAGGAGGAGGAAGUGGAAAAUCCAACUUGUCCUCCCUCCGAGCAGCAGCAGCACUCCCUCCAGCGGCCUCCAACAGCAGGCACCUCUCCACCCCCGUCCACUUCCCCUCCGGCCGUCCCGUCCUCACCUCUCUCCAAUCUCCCCCUGGGCCAGUCCAUCCCUCCUCCUUCCACCACACCUCCCCCAUCAUCCUCUGAUCCGGACCAGGAACCUGAUGUUGGGCAGCCUUCUCCCUCCUCGCCUUCUUCUUCCUCACCCUCCUCGUCAUCCUCUCCGCCACCAUCACCUCCGACCCCAGAGGAGGCCCCGGCAUCUCAGCGUCUGACCUCCCUCCACCUGGCAAAGAAACAGGCUGACGCUGCUAUAGCCGGUGAAAGUGAAGAGGAGGAUAGUGAGAGCGGAGGCGAGGGAAUCUUUCGCGAACGGGACGAGUUUGUGGUUCGGACAGAGGACAUCGGGACUCUUAAGAUGGCCUUGCAGACAGGAAGAGAGCCCCCGCCAAUCUGGAGGGUGCAGAAAGCCUUGCUCCAGAAAUUCAGCCCAGAGAUCAAGGAUGGUCAAAGGCAGUUCUGUGCAACCAGUAAUUAUCUUGGCUACUUCGGUGAUGCUAAAAUGCGCUACCAGCGCUUGUAUGUGAAGUUUUUGGAGAACGUCAACAAAAAAGAUUAUGUCAGAGUGUGUUCUCGAAAGCCAUGGCAUAGAGCCGGUCUGACUCUGAGGCGCCAGUCUUUACCGAAACAGCUGCCCACCAAUCACAAUCGAACCCCACCCCAAGUGGAGCGGGACGACCGAGACAGGGAGAGACAGAAAGAGAGAGAGCUGAAAGAGCAAAGAGAGAGGGAACAUAGGGAAAAGAUAGAGAAGGAGUAUAAGGAAAGGCAGAGGAGAGAGAGAUUAGAGAGAGAGAGAAAAGAAAGGGAGCGACAAGAGCAGGAGCAGAGAGAGAGGAACAGAAAGGAAAUAGAGAAGGUGGAGAGGGAAAAAGAGGACAGAGAUGAAAAGGAGAGGGGGGAUAGAGAAAAUGAGAGAGAGAUGGAAUGGGAGAACGAGAGGGGGAGUGAAGGAGGGGAGAAAGGGCAGAAGGAAAGGGAGAGAGGGGAAUAUGAGAGAGAGCAAAGAGAGAGGGAGCUAAAAGAGACGGAGAGAAGGAACAGGGAGCAGAGAGAGAAGGAGAAACAGGAUAAGGAGCGGGAAGAGAGGGAGAAGCAGGAAAGAGAAAGUAGAGAAAGGGAGAGACACGAGAGAGAACUGAAAGAGAGGGAAAGACACGAGAGAGAACAAAGAGAGAGGGAGAGACUUGAGAGGGAGUGGAAGGAGAGAGAGCACAGAGAAAGCGACAAACAAGAGCGGGAGAGAAGGGACAAAGAGAGGGAAAAGAGGGAGAGGGAGCGGAGAGAAGCGCAAGAACAGAAGGAGCGGGAGAAAGAGAGAGGGAGAGAGCAGAAAGAAAAGGAGAGAAGAGAGAAGGAGAAACAAAGGGAUCAGGAGAACGUGCGUGGGAGGAGAGAUGACACAGUGGAGAUUGCCGGGUUGAAGGAGGAUAAAAGAAGAAGAGAGAAGAAGAUGGAGGGUCAGACCAGAGCCAAGACGUCGCAGGACAAUGUCGAGCCUCCUCCCAAAAAGAGAAUGAAGUGGCUGAAGGUGGCGCAGUCCUCCUCCUCCGAAUCUGAUUCCUCCCCGCCCAGUGACGAGGACGGGCCUGUGCAGGGUGGGGCUGACAGCCGAGCAAUGAGGGAGAUGUUUAGGAGCUAUGUGGAAAUGCUGGUCAGCACGGCACUGGACCCUGAUAUGAUCCAGGCACUGCAGGACACUGAUGACGAGUUGUACCUCCCGCCCAUGAGGAGAAUUGACAGCCUGCUCAGUGAACAGAAGAGGAGGUUACUGAGGAGGGUCAACAUGAGCGCUCAGCACCAGGAGGCUUUACAUAUAUUUCCCCGACUGACAGCAGACACGCUGGAGUCCGGAGCUGUCAGAGUUCACCUUGGUGGGGAGGGAUACAACCGCAAAACCCUCAACAGGGUCAAGAGGAGUAUUCCUAAGCAACAGGAUCUGAAGCUGUCAAUUGAAACUUGCCGGAUCUACAGUUUGUACCAUUCCCUUCACCACUUCAAGUAUCACACCUUCCUGCAUUGCAAGAAGGAGACGCACAGUAUUGAGCAAGCAGCGGAGGACCCUGGCCAGGAGGAGGUGGUGCAGCAGUGCAUGGCCAACCAGGGCUGGCUGGAGAACCUCUAUAACUCCUUCAUGGAACUACUAAGCCUCAGUGCCAAGGCCUGAAGGUUUACAACAGCCCCGGCUGCCAAACUCAUCCCGAGUUUGUGAGACAUCGUGCUACCAAAACAAUAUGGAUGGGAAGUUCAAAUUUUAAAGCAUUUGUUAUAUUUAAGUACCUCUUGAUUUCCAGAAACCUGUGAUGGAUUUUCCUCAAAAGUCAAAGAAGAUAAUUUGGUCUACACAACUAAAGAUUUUUUUUUAGUAAUCCAAUCCAAGUAUGUAUUGACAACCGUGGUUUGUAUAAUUUAUAGAAGGACAUUUCUAAAAAAUUACCUAAGAUUGAAAAACAUUAACAACAUCAAAACAUUUUUAAAGGGCUAAACAUAAAACGGCCCCCCUGCAGUGUUUGAUUCUGUCAGACUGAAGGGGUAAAACUGGAGCUGAGCGAGACAUCAGUGAGGUUUAAAGAGACUAUGUGAUAGUGUCUUGUUUAUACCUGCCUCAGUCAGAAAGUUGAUUCUGGAAAAAAAAAAUGUAUUUAAAACUAAGCUGUGUUCUGUCUGUGUUAAAAAAAAAAACAAUAAGAGAGAGGAUUUCAUGCCUGUAUAGACAAGGAGAGAAAAAAGAAAGCGCAACUCUCUAAAAAGACGCGAUCCAAGAGCAUAAAUGUCAGUGUUUCAUGUGAGUCAUUUUUAUCUGUUUGUUGUAGAUGGAUAUUUCCUAUUAUUUGACCUCUCAGAGGAUAUUCCUGCAGAGCAAUUUUGUUGUUUUGCUGUGUAAAUAGUGUACAGCGGUUUCAUUCUCUUGUUCCCGGUCGCUCUUCUGUACAUGAAAUUCCUGUAUUUGACAUAAUGAAAUAAAACUGUUCAAAUGACAAACGUGAGGACGAACCGCCACCAAACAAGCAAGUGAUUUAAGCAGAUACACGAUCCACUGGGUGGGUUCAGGUUGUGGCUCCUUUUGUCUUACAGUGCAGGACCGCUCAAUGGAAUGACAUUUUUGUUGAUUGAAUUACUUUUGAGUUUCUCUCCCCCCAAUAUACAGUAG